CUUGGGGCUGUUGCCAUGGUGUUUUACUUCACGUCCAGCGUUGUCCCCUCUGCUUACACCAUUUACAUGGGAAAAGAUAAAUAUGAAAAUGAAGACCUAAUAAAGUAUGGCUGGCCAGAAGACAUUUGGUUCCAUGUGGACAAGCUCUCCUCUGCUCAUGUCUACCUCAGGCUACACAAGGGGCAAACAGUGGAUGACAUCCCGAAAGAGGUUUUGAUAGAUUGUGCACACCUGGUGAAGGCCAACAGCAUUCAAGGCUGCAAAAUGAACAACGUCAACGUUGUGUACACCCCGUGGACUAAUCUAAAGAAAACAGCAGACAUGGACGUGGGACAGAUCGGGUUCCACAGACAGAAGGACGUGAAGACGUUGACAGUGGAGAAGAAGGUGAACGAGAUCUUGAACCGACUGGAGAAGACCAAAACGGAGCAAUUCCCAGACCUGUGUGCAGAGAAGGAGGCCCGUGACCGGGAGGAGAGGAACGAGAAGAAGGCCCAGAUCCAGGAGAUGAAGCGGAAAGAGAAGGAGGAGAUGAAGAAGAAAAAAGAGAUGGAGGAACUCAGGAAUUACUCUUCCUUAAUGAAGGCUGAAAACAUGUCCUCGAAUCAGGAUGGCAAUGACUCGGACGACUUCAUGUAAACCAAGGCGCUCACCUUUCAGAAGACGAAGAUGGACCGUGACAUCAUAGCUCUUUGACGCUGAUGGCAAAAACAAGCAAGUGAACCUUGGGAGUCUCCGCACUUGUUUCCUCGUUGGCCACGUCUGGGAGGAGGUGGGCUAAUCCUCCUCAAGUGAGCAUCCCCUUGGAUGCUCUGAGAACGUGAGCUCUGUCUUGUAAGCCACUAUGAUGUGUGUGUUAUCUGGGGGAUGGGAAAGAGGAGGCUGCUUCUGGAAGCU
This is a messenger RNA of Euleptes europaea (tarantolino), 897 nucleotides long. RefSeq names its product coiled-coil domain containing 25 (gene CCDC25). The record is from RefSeq and is a predicted model, not a curated record. The coding region runs from base 16 to 639 and encodes 207 amino acids. The transcript is spliced from 10 exons. NCBI's taxonomy places the organism in Eukaryota, Metazoa, Chordata, Lepidosauria, Squamata, Sphaerodactylidae.